UAGCAUGCUCAGUUGACAAUCACAUAUGAAGACGUGAGAGACUGCGAGAAUUUCUCUGCAGCAACAAAUAGACCUCCGAAAUAUAAACCUGUAUUUCGCAAAUAGGUGGAGGUCGAGAAGUGGCAUCAUGGACGUGUCCAGCCACAGCCUGUUCCUCCUGCAGCAGCUCAACAUCCAGAGGGAGUUCGGCUUCCUGUGUGACUGUACUGUCGCCAUUGGCAACGUGUACUUCAAGGCCCACCGGGCCGUCCUGGCUGCCUUCUCCAACUACUUCAAGAUGAUCUUCAUUCAUCAGUCAAGUGAGUGCAUUAAAAUACAGCCCACGGACAUCCAGCCGGAUGUGUUCAGCUACCUGCUCCACAUCAUGUACACUGGCAUGGGCCCCAAGCAGCCAGUGGACCAGGGCCGCCUGCAGGAGGGCAUCAAGUUUCUCCAUGCCUACCAGCUGUGCCGUAACCCCGACGAGGGGUCCCCCGAUGUCGGCGACCUGGUCCGUAUGUCCAACCUGUACGGUAUUCAGAUUUCAUCCCAGUUGGCCAACAAAGAGGGUACUGGGGGCCCUAAAGGUAGUGCAGGGACCCGAAGAGGCGGCGGCCCGGAGGACGGGCGUUCGUCCACCCAGGCGGGCCGCUCCCACGCCGCACAGUUCUCGAUGACCGUGGGGAUGGAGGGCAUCCCCUCCUCGGACCGUCAGCCCUUCUCUGGUCUCCUCCGUGGCGUCUCCUCAGUGGCUUCCGGCGACGACUCAAACAUCUCGACACGCAUCAAGCAGGAGAGGGUGGAGGAAGGGGAGGGAGAGGAGGGCCACCAGGCACUGGGAAGGGUAGGGUCCCCAACGUCUCCUUCAGCCCAGGGCGGCAGCCCCUGCCAGGGCCUCCUGUUCAAGGAUGGCCCUCUGGUGCUGCUGUGCCCCCGCUGUGGCGAGCGCUGCUCCUCCCCCGAGGGGCUCCGCAAGCACCUGUUCAGCCAUGCCGCCUGCACCAUGGAUCCCAGUGGACUAAUGGAGGGCCUCUCCCAGGGCGGGGUAGGGGACCCGGAGGGCCCUGAGGACCAGCAGCAACGUGGGGCCCCCCAGGAUCAGCUAGAUGCAGGCUGCUUGGAGGAGGCCCUGCGGCAGAGCCAGGCCUUAGCUAAUGAGCUAGCUGCUGAGCUAAGUUGGAGCAGGGGCGGUAUAGCCAUUGGCACUAGUCCACCCCCCACCACCACCUCCACUACCAGUCAAUCACGAAAGCGCAAGAUCGCUUGUGCUGUGUGCAGCUUGCGUUUCGCCCAGAAGAGCCAGCUGCAGGAGCACAUGUAUACUCACACGGGCAAGCCGUCACGCUACCACCGCUACAGCCGCCUCUGCAGCCAGCUCAUCCACGCCUCCGGACACUUCUGCGAGGGGCCACCGGAGGGCGGCGUUGGGGUGGCAGCAAGCACCACAGUAAUGUUGGCGGAGGAGUCCAACAGGGAAGCUCAGGACAAUGGCAGCUCCUGCUAUUCGCUAGACUCUGAGAUCUCACAAGAGAGCGUAGAUGCCGUCACUGUGGAAUGAAAGUGGAAAAAACUGUAGAAAUAAAAUUAAUACAUAGUCCCAAAUAUUUUUUCUUAUUCUUAAUUCCAGAUAGUACCUCCUGUUUCAGUUUGUUUUCUUCGGUUUGAUUCCUACUGAACAUGACCUUGUUUCAGUUGCAGGGAUACCUUACCUUUUGUCAUUAUCCUUCCACUUAUCCACUUAUAUCCUGUCUUUUGUCGAUACUGUCAUCUUUCUGUUGGUUAGAUGAAACCCUGUGAUGUGAUUCCAGUGUAAACCGUAUCGUAUUUUAUUCAGUGAAUGUCUGAAUAGAAUAGAACAUUGUUUUUACACGAUACCUGUGUUCUCUCUCUGUUGUCAUAUGUUACCAGCUGAUAUUGAUUGGAAUUUAGCAAAUACUAUGUAUCUGCAUUUAUUUCUGAGAAUUUGCACUUUCCGAAAUAAGUAGCUGUUGAAACAGGUACAGCACCAGUCAAAAGUUUGGAUACACCUACUCAUUCCAAGGUUUUCCAU
Messenger RNA from Salvelinus sp. IW2-2015, 2029 nucleotides. RefSeq names its product zinc finger and BTB domain containing 25 (gene zbtb25). Gene Ontology annotation, biological process: regulation of transcription by RNA polymerase II. Gene Ontology annotation, molecular function: protein binding; DNA-binding transcription factor activity, RNA polymerase II-specific. Gene Ontology annotation, cellular component: nucleus. Lineage: Eukaryota; Metazoa; Chordata; Actinopteri; Salmoniformes; Salmonidae. The record is from RefSeq and is a predicted model, not a curated record.